UCCGCCCGCGCCCAGCCCUGGCCGCUCCGGGCAGACGAUGCUGAAGAUGCUCUCAUUUAAGCUGCUGUUGCUGGCCGUGGCUCUGGGCUUCUUUGAAGGAGAUGCUAAGUUUGGGGAAAGAAGUGAAGGGAGCGGAGUGAGGAGGAGAAGGUGCCUGAAUGGGAAUCCCCCAAAGCGCCUGAAAAGGAGAGACAGGCGGAUGAUGUCCCAGCUGGAGCUGCUGAGUGGGGGAGAGAUGCUGUGCGGUGGCUUCUACCCUCGACUGUCCUGCUGCCUGCGGAGUGACAGCCCGGGGCUGGGGCGCCUGGAUCACAAGAUAUUUUCUGUUACCAACAACACAGAAUGUGGGAAGUUACUGGAAGAAAUCAAAUGUGCGCUUUGCUCUCCACAUUCGCAGAGUCUGUUCCACUCACCUGAGAGAGAGGCCCUGGAAAGAGACCUAGUACUUCCCCUGCUCUGCAAAGAUUAUUGCAAAGAAUUCUUUUAUACGUGCCGAGGCCAUAUUCCAGGUUUCCUUCAAACAACUGCUGAUGAGUUUUGCUUUUACUAUGCAAGAAAAGAUGGUGGGUUGUGCUUUCCAGAUUUUCCGAGAAAACAAAUCAGAGGACCAGCAUCCAACUACUUGGACCAGAUGGAAGAGUAUGAAAAAGUGGAAGAGAUCAGCAGAAAGCACAAGCACAACUGCUUCUGUAUUCAGGAGGUUGUGAGCGGGCUGCGCCAGCCUGUCAGCGCCCUGCACAGUGGGGAUGGCUCACAGCGGCUCUUCAUUCUGGAAAAAGAAGGUUACGUGAAGAUACUCACCCCUGAGGGAGAAAUUUUCAAGGAGCCUUAUUUGGACAUUCACAAACUUGUUCAAAGUGGAAUAAAGGGAGGAGAUGAAAGAGGACUGCUAAGCCUUGCAUUCCAUCCCAAUUACAAGAAAAAUGGAAAGCUCUAUGUGUCUUAUACCACCAACCAAGAACGGUGGGCUAUCGGGCCUCAUGACCACAUUCUCAGAGUUGUGGAGUACACAGUAUCCAGAAAAAACCCCCAUCAGAUUGAUUUGAGGACUGCCAGAGUGUUUCUCGAGGUUGCGGAACUCCACAGAAAGCAUCUCGGAGGACAGCUGCUCUUCGGCCCGGAUGGCUUCCUGUACAUCAUUCUCGGUGACGGGAUGAUCACGCUGGAUGACAUGGAAGAGAUGGACGGAUUAAGUGAUUUCACAGGUUCGGUGCUCCGGCUGGACGUGGACACUGAUAUGUGCAAUGUGCCGUAUUCCAUCCCGAGGAGCAAUCCGCACUUCAACAGCACCAACCAGCCUCCCGAAGUGUUUGCCCACGGCCUCCACGAUCCAGGCAGAUGCGCUGUGGAUCGACACCCCACUGAUAUAAACAUCAAUUUAACAAUACUUUGUUCAGACUCCAAUGGAAAGAACAGAUCAUCAGCCAGAAUCCUACAGAUAAUCAAGGGGAAAGAUUACGAAAGUGAGCCAUCACUUUUAGAAUUCAAACCAUUCAGUAAUGGUCCUUUGGUUGGCGGAUUUGUUUACCGAGGCUGCCAGUCUGAAAGACUGUAUGGAAGCUACGUGUUUGGAGACCGUAAUGGGAAUUUCUUAACUCUCCAGCAAAGUCCUGGGACCAAGCAAUGGCAAGAAAAACCACUCUGUCUUGGCAACAGUGGUUCCUGUAGAGGUUACUUUUCAGGUCACAUAUUGGGAUUCGGAGAAGACGAAUUAGGCGAAGUUUACAUUCUAUCAAGUAGUAAAAGUAUGACCCAGACUCACAAUGGAAAACUCUACAAAAUUGUGGAUCCCAAAAGACCUCUGGUGCCUGAGGAAUGCAGAGCGGCAGUACAACCUGCCCAGAUGCUCACGUCAGAGUGCUCCCGGCUCUGUCGGAAUGGCUACUGUACCCCCACAGGAACGUGCUGCUGCAGCCCCGGAUGGGAAGGGGACUUCUGCAGAAUCGCAAAAUGUGAGCCAGCAUGUCGUCAUGGAGGCGUCUGUGUUAGGCCGAACAAAUGCCUCUGUAAAAAAGGAUAUCUUGGUCCUCAAUGUGAACAAGUGGACAGAAACAUCCGCAGAGUGACCAGGGCAGACAUCACCUAGAUGAAACACCUUUACCCUGUCCUGUAAAAUACUAAAGUUACAUUUUUCACCAACUUAAUUGGAAAGAAGGGGAGUGAGAAAGCAAACAGCUUUAAUGUGCUGUGGAUCUAAUCUAGCAAUGUAUCCUUGUGCCAACAUGUAAUCAUUAACGACGGAUGAAAAAGCAAGAAAACAGCCAAUCCUUAUAAAAUUCCAGCAUUAAACAUUUGUAAAGUGCUUUUCACUAUAGCAAGACUGUCAGAGUAUAUGUGAUUAGAAUGUUGCAGAUUGCAUACUCAAUUGAACCUCACUGGAGAAGAGCUCACUCGUUUUUAACAAAUCUUAGCUAUGUAAGCUGUCACUUGUACAAAUUUUUAAUAUAAUAAUUUGCUUGCCAAAUAUGACUUUCCGUGUAUAUGUUCCUUCAGAACUCAAUGGAAAUCCUUUUUGGUUCAUGUACGAAUAAAUUUCUGUAAAUGUUCUGUUCAGGUUUUGAAAGAAAUGCUAUGUUCUAACUUAAAACUGCAAACAGUCUUAUAGACAUUUUUCUUAAUGGUUUUCAAGGCCAGCUCUCCAUGUUUGGAUUAUAACAAAAUUAUACGGCCUCCUUGCACUACUGAAAAAACAUCUACCCAUGACACACGCACACCCACGAUAGGUGGUCCUUCUGUAAACAUCUGUUCCCCCAGAAUCGAAAUUGGAGAAUAGUAUAGAUUAUGCAGCACAGGCUGACUUUCCAAACCUGCUCCUUACUUUUAGGAACACGAACCUCAAUUAAAAAGAAUAAAAUCUUGUAACUAGUAUUUCUCUAUUGUUUUAAAGCAGGAGAUUUGCAAUUAAAGCACAGAGAGCAUUUAUAUAGAAACCACAAUGUAGAAAGAUUGGUUAAGUACACUGCCCUUGUCUUCCAUAUAUGAUUACUUAAGUUUCAAGUGACCUCAUGCCAAAUGGAAAUGGGUUGAGAAAUCUUGGUUCAGUGCUUAGUGAACAAUAGCCUGCAUUAAAAAGUGCAUGCAUAAUUUUGCACAAUUUAGAUUCAAUUGACAGUCCAUUCAAAGAAGUCUCAGGAUUAAAUGAGCAUGGAGACCAAAUUGCCCUCUUACCCCAGAAAAGGGGUGGUCCCUUCUAGUCACACUAACACUUCAUUGGCCCAACAGUGUGACAAAUCUUGCAAUGAACCCUGCAGUAGCCUGCAUCUGUAGGUUAAUAGCAGGCUUUUGUCUCCAUUGCUUUCUCUUCAUAGCCCUUUUACUGAAUUCCAUCACAGAAAGUUUUACAAUUUAAAAAAAAAAUGUCCUGACAACCAUUUUUGUAAAUGGACCUUACCAUCUAAUCAUCCCUUAUUCAGCGUGGGUGACAUUAACAGAAUGUGAACCUCUUGUGAGGGAGCCAGCUGUCUAAAUCUGUCAAAUUGUGCAGUUUUAUUACACAUUCUCCUGUUCAUAGUUUCACUGAAAACAACAAGGAUACUGCUGUAUAUUCGGCAAAAUCUAAAAAAAACAGCGUUUCUUCUUACAGUCUUAAUCUUUCCAUCUCUUCCAAAAUAAAAGGUGUUAUAUUGCCAUUAGUUCUCCUAUUUAAAAUAUCUAUAUGAAAUUGACCAGACCCAGAUUUUUUAUAUAGUCCUUUCCCAAGUGAAAGCUUCAAAUGACUUAGAAAAACAUAUGUACCCCAGGUGUCACUGCCUUUUCUAUUGUGAGUCAUUAGAAUAAAAGACCCAAAUCUUGUAAAAAGAAGAUAGCAAGAUCCAUGGAUAUUACACCCCUGCAAAGAAAGGAAAGUCAUUGGAGUCAUUUCUGUUUUUAAGAGAGACGUAAAUAGCAAUGGCCAAUUGAUGGCUACAUAUUUUAAACGCCAGUGGUCAUUUCAAAUGAUCUUUUGAACUUCUCUCUCAAGUAGAUUUUUAAAAUAUGUGGCUGGAGAAUUGUCUUAAAGGAUUCAUGAUGACAGGCAGGUAGGCACUGGUUAAAAAGUAUGAGCUAGGGAAAAGUUAUGUUUCAUCACACGAAUGGUGACACCUAUGUCUACUCAGUUCAUUAAGCAAACAGUAAAAGUGGAAGAAAAAUGUCCUUGGUAUGAAUGCAGAUGUGUGAGAUAAAGGUAAAAUCAUGAAAUAGAAAAAUGUAUACUGUUAUACCUUUGUCCAUUCUAGAGAUUAAUAUUUGGGUGUCAGUUUAAUGUGAAAUGCUGUUAUGGUAGUUGUAAAAAAUUGGGGAAAAAAGAAACUUUCUACCGCUGCUUCUGCCAAACUCUUGUCCUAGUUAAUAGAACCUUGUUGUCUUGCCAGUUAUGUAAGGUAAUGAGAAGCAAACUGAAUUGGCACAUCAUUAAAGUGAAAAGAAGGGAAGAUUUAAGAAACUUGAGUGGUGAUAAAAAGUGCUUUAAUCCAUACCUUUUCUUCUUGGAAUUUUGUUUCAAUGUGGCUAUUGUAAAAUAUAGUUUUCACUUUAUCACAAAGAAUACUCAGACGUUUUCUCAGAUUAAUGGACUAUCUCAUCAAGAAAGAGCAAAGAAACCUACACAUACAACAUAUGCUACACACAACCUAAAUAGAAAACCAUUAUCUUUUUCAUUUACAUACUUCAGAGCAGACACUUCUUCUAUAUUUAUUUCUUUGGGAACAAUUAUAUAAUAACGUACUAACAAUUUUUAAUAUAUUUCUUUUUAAUAUUGUUUUUAUCUCUGAAUCAUCAACUAUACAACAAAGGCUACUAGGUGUUAGACAUGAGAUUAGAAGCUACACCUAGGGUCUUUUAAAGGAUACAUUAAUUAAAUUUUUAUUAGUCUUUUUUAGCUUUGAAACAUAAAAGAGAAACCAAGUUCAAAUUGUUAAGAGGAAAGAUAAUGUAUACAAUAGACAGUGUAGCUGUCUGUUCAAUAAAGUUUCCAAACAUCUUACCUAUGAUCUCUCCCCCCCUUUCUUCUCCUGUCCCCCACCCCAUAUAUCCCUCUUCCUUUUAAACGCUCCCUUCUCCUCUCUUUCUACUGUUUUUUAACGAAACAGACAUGUCCUCAGUACGCACAUGAUGAAGAUGGCCUGGGGUAGGUUGCUAUUGAUAUUGCUGGUUAUGAUCUUUUCUUUGUUUUCCUGAAAAAAUACCCUUUCCUGGUGUCACAUUUGCUCAGACUCUAUACCUUAGACAAAUAUGAACAUACCAGUCCAAUCUAUUACAAUCAUUGAAAGAAGUAACCAAAAGCAUAAAA
This is a messenger RNA of Rhinolophus ferrumequinum (greater horseshoe bat), 5269 nucleotides long. RefSeq names its product hedgehog interacting protein (gene HHIP). The transcript has 14 exons. Lineage: Eukaryota; Metazoa; Chordata; Mammalia; Chiroptera; Rhinolophidae. The record is from RefSeq and is a predicted model, not a curated record. Bases 38 to 2086 code for a protein of 682 amino acids.